GGUAAUGGCUGCUGGCUGAGAUGAACGGAUCGGCCGCAUCCUUUGAGUGCGAGGCGCUUCCACCGCGAGGACCGUUAACUCGGGUGGUGCCGAGUUAAAAUGGUCGAUAUCCGACCUGAAAAGCAUCCCGAAACCAUUGUACAUACUGCGAUCCUCGUCUUUCGACCUGUUAACAUCCCGUCUUAGUGGUCAGUUCUGCCUGCCCAUCAGAGGCUAAGGUAAGGCCAUGGCAGUGAAGGACCGUGUCGAGGCGGUCCUAAAUGUGGGUCUGCGAGUUCCCAGCAUCAUGCUGCUGGAUGUCCUGUACCGCUGGGACGUCAGCUCCUUCUUCCAGAAGAUCCAGCGCUCCAGCCUCUCAAACAACCCCCUGUUUCAGUACAAAUACCUGGCUCUCUACCUGCACUACGUAGGUUACAUUCUGAGCUUGGUGCUCCUGACUCUGCCUCGUCAACACCUGGUUAAGCUCUACCUGUACGUCCUGACGGCUUUGUUGCUGUACGCUGGUCACCAAGUUUCAAGGGAUUAUGUCCGCAGUGAACUGGAGUCUGGCCAUGAAGGACCUGUCUACCUAGAACCUCUUUCCAUGAACAGAUUCACCACUGCACUCAUAGGUCAGCUGGUGGUGUGUACGCUGUGUUCCUGUGUGAUGCAGACCAAGAGGAUUUGGCUCUUUUCUGCUCACCUCCUCCCUCUGGUUGCCAGACUGUGUCUGGUCCCACUGGAGACCAUCGUCUUCAUCAAUAAAUUCUCCAUGAUCUUCACAGGCCUGGAGGUCAUUUACUUCCUGGCUUCUAACUUGUUGGUACCAUACAACCUGGCAAAGACUGCCUACAGGGAGCUGGCUCAGGUGGUGGAAGUGUACGGACUGCUGGCUCUGGGUAUGUCUCUAUGGAACCAGCUAGUCCUCCCUGUUCUCUUCAUGUGUUUCUGGCUGCUGCUGUUUGCGCUGCAGAUCUACUCAUACUUCAGCACCAGAGACCAGCCUACCUCACGGGAGAGGCUACUUUUCCUCUUUCUGACCAGUAUUGCAGAAUGUUGCAGCACACCGUACUCCCUGCUCGGUCUGGUUUUCACCGUCUCCUUUAUUGCUCUGGGAGUUCUCACACUCUGCAAGUUCUACCUGCAAGGUUACAGAGCCUUUAUGAAUGACAACACAAUGCACAGAGGGAUGACAGAAGGCAUCACCCUGCUGAUCCUCGCUGUUCAGACCGGCCUGAUCGAGCUUCAGGUCAUCCACCGAGCCUUCCUCCUCUCCAUCAUCCUCUUCAUUGUUGUUGCUUCCAUCCUGCAGUCCAUGCUGGAGAUAGCUGACCCCAUAGUCCUGGCCUUGGGAGCGUCCAGAGACAAGAGUUUGUGGAAGCACUUCAGAGCUGUGUCUCUGUGUCUGUUCCUGCUUAUCUUUCCAGCCUACAUGGCCUACAUGAUCUGUCAGUUCUUUCACAUGGACUUCUGGCUUCUCAUCAUCAUCUCCUCCUCCAUCCUCACAUCACUGCAGGUUCUUGGCACUCUGCUGAUCUACGUGCUGUUCAUGGUGGAGGAAUUUCGUAAGGCUCCAGUGGAGAACAUGGAUGAAGUUAUUUACUGUGUCAACGGUACCUACAGAUUGCUGGAGUUUCUGGUAGCGGUGUGUGUGGUGUGCUAUGGUGUGUCGGAGACUGUAUUCGGGGAGUGGAGUGUGAUGGGCAGCACCAUCAUCCUGGUCCACUCGUACUAUAACGUGUGGCUCAGAGCACAGCUGGGCUGGCAAAGCUUCCUCCUCAGGAGAGAUGCUGUAAACAAGAUCAAAAGCCUCCCCACGGCUAGCAAUACACAGCUGGAGCAGUACAACGACAUCUGUGCUAUCUGCUACCAGGACAUGAACAGUGCUGUGAUCACUCCCUGUAGUCAUUUCUUCCACGCUGGCUGUCUGAAGAAAUGGCUUUAUGUCCAGGAGACAUGUCCCCUCUGUCACUCUCAGCUCAAGAGCCAAUCACCAACCACCACAGUCCCCAACCAAGACACCCCUGCAGCCAAUCAGAGCCCUGCAGGUCAAGAAGAAACCAAAAAAGAGCAAAACGGUGGUGCUUCUACAGACAAUGGGAAAGAGGAGAAGGAGGGAGAUAAUGGACCUGCUAUGUCAGAUAGAGAAACCUCCUCCUCCUCCUCCUCCUCCUCUGGUGACACCACUGCUCCCCCCCACACGCUCGACACUCCAGCAACACCAUCUUGUUCUUCAUCUUCUCCUCUUCCCCCACUUGUGACUGAAUCUGAGUCUCUCGCAGAUGAUCCAUCUCCAUCUCCGUCUUCCUCCUUCUCCUCUUCCUCUGACACUUUGGGCACGCACCCCUCGGUCUGUCACCACUCGUCCUCGCAUUCCUCAAUCCAGGAAGAUGCAACCCUUGCUGAACCUGACCCCGCCCCUCAGCUACAACCAGGCUUCCUCCUGGACAGCAAGGAGUUGUCUACCGUUCCAUCAUCACAGCCUGAACAGCCCUCCUCCUCUUUUGAGGGACAGUCUCCCCUGCCAUGCAGCCUCUGAGCCCCAUCACAACACACAAGGACCAACAUGCAUGCGCAUAGAUACACAAUCUGAACACUCCAUAUGCCAAAAUUCUGCCUAUAUUCUACAGGUUGAGCUAUUGGCUAUCUCAUGUCUAAAGUUUGACAAGAACCCUCCAUAACCAGUUGAAGAGAAAAAUAUCCACAAGCAAAAGACAAGAUGUGUUUUAAUUUCAUGCUAGAGAUGAUACAGAAGAGGAUUAGGGCCACUGGAAAAAAACAGUCACAUUUUUUUUCCAAUUCUGUGAAAAAGUCAGAAUGAAAAAACUUUUUUUUUUCAGUGGCCGUUAUCCUUUUCCUUUCGAUUAUGUCAUGAUGGUGGGUGAAACUUUUUCCACCUUUCAACAUUUUUAUUUUCUGUUUUGGGAGAAAGCGGUAAUGUCAUCUCAAAAUGAAUUGGUACUUUUCAUCAUGUCCACAAAAUGUGAAGUCCUGUAUCAAACUGAAGUGUCACUUCACUUAUUUUUCUUGUUUCAUAGAUUUAGACUUUAAUAUGAGACCUAAAGCUCUUCUCAUUUCAAUCCCAUAUGCCUCACUUCAUGGUGGCUCCCAUCCUGAUUUUUCCUUUUUUUUGCGCAUCGUCACUCUAAUCGCUGAACAUUUCAGUGUUUAGGUGUUCUCUGUAGUCCUGUCUGUAAUGAGACACGGCUCAGAGGUGUUGAGAGCUUGGGAGACACGUUAUUACUUAGGGUUACAAUUCAAAAAGGUGACAAAGUCUUAACAUUUCAUAUAGAAUCAACAAACUUCUACAGUGGUUUUGAUGAAGACUUCCAGUCUUCACUGUUGGGUGACAGUAGUUUUGUGUGCAAGUGAAAACACAAAGACUGAAUGUUUCAUGUGGUCAUCACAUGACCUGAAGCCUGAAGAUUUUCUAGUGUGGUCUAGUUAAAUGUGACAGUGUGAACAAUGGUCAACUUUCAUUUCAUGUUUUAUGCAUUCUCUGGCAUAUAAUCCCAUAUUUGAAUCAAAUUUGUUGGCUGGUCCCAGCAAAAAAAAAAGUUCUUCUCCUCAUCGCCAAACUUUUGUAUUACUGUUAAAGAGAUCUUUAUUGAACAAUACGCAGUGCCGACAGACGGAGAGAGAGGAGGGGGAUGAACAUGAAACAAAGGCCACUGUGUUUGAGGUGAGCUUUUGAGUAUUGGAAGUGUAAAGUAUUCCAGUGUAGGCAUGGUGCCAUAAACUUUGUUGUCAGACGCUCAACUUCGUUCACGGUACUCUCAAUCAUCUUCUGAUUUACAAACGCAUUGGCUCUGCCCUCCAUCCUAUAUAUGACCUCACUGCAUCCAGCUCUGCAUUGGCCAAUCAAACAAAAGCCCCAUGUCAUUUCUAGGACCAUCAUUCUCCUCCCUUUGCUGCACAGGCAUGAAGUGAAAUGUUUCUACCAGCAGAUUAAGCCGUAUGAUAGGAAAGUCAUUUUUUUAUUACCAUACGUUAACACAUGCACACACUUAGCCAGCUCCUGUACUCAGCAAAAAGGGGGGGAAGUUCUUUGGAUUGAAUUGAAAGACUACAAUUUGUGAAAAUGCCUGAGAGUCCUGAUGCACGCUUAUAAGUAGAGCUUGCACGCUGCCACUGUUACAUUGCAUUUCUACGUUUGUCCCCACUGUGCUCUAAACCCCCUCCCCCACCCCGACCCCCGUGUCUCAUUUUUGACAUAUGCCUUUUUUUUUUUUUCUUUUGCACUAAUGUCAUUUCUACUAGCAACGCUCCAAAGCUGUUCUGAGGCUGUCAGCAACCAAAUACCCUCUGAUACAUUUGUGUACUAGGACACAGCCCAUUCUGUUUGUGUGUAAUGUAUAGAAAUGUUGCUCUCUAUGACAUCUAUAUUAAACCAGGGGAGUGUUGUUAUAGAAUGAAGUUCAGGACUAGAUUUCACCAAAGCUUCUCAGCAGUUCAAUGUUCUUUGUUACUUUUACAUGUUUGUGAAAUAAGACACACUUCAAACUGAGAGGUUUUGGAGAAAAAGCCUUCUGAUCUUUGAGACCAGCCAGUGUUACAGCUUCUCCUGCGUGUAUGACGCGUCCUCAAGCUGGUGUGAUCACUCUGGUGCCCUCUACUGAUAGGAGUGGGAUCAGCAUGGCGCUGACGAAGCAGGAGAAGCCCAAGUUAACUCUCGACAGUAUUAUUACUACCACUAUUACUAAAGGUCUUAUUACUAUGAAUGAAUUCUUUGUUUUCAUAUAAAGCAUUGGCUUCAGGGCUGAGAAUGAAUACAUUAUCAAUGUAGGAUCAAACCUGAGCAAUGUUGUGUUUAUUUUAUUUUUCAAAGAUGAAAUGUAGAGUUUGAUGUAUUUUGCACACGUUCCUGUGAAAGAUUAACAUAAGGACUUUUCCGUAUUCUUGAAUGACAUUUUAUCAUGAGCUCCAUUCCUCAUAAACUUUCAUUUACUUCAAGCACUUGAAGUGGUUAAAAACAUUUCAACAUCUUAAACAAACCUUUGUUUUCAUCUUGGAGCAUUGAACUGUCACAUACUCGAUGAGGCGAUAGCUGUCAUUGGAAACUGAUUGUGACUAUGCAUCGCAGUAUUCAACUGUCAGAGAAGUCUGCCAGCUGUUGAUUCCAGAUGUAUUUGCUCUGUUUUUGUUCUUUAUGUUUGAGAAGCAAGCAGAUAUGCUUAUGGAAUCUCUAGCUGCUACAGAGCACUCUCUGACAACGUGCGUCUUUUCCAAAUGCUUUUUUUUAAAGAGUGUUUUGGAAGAAAAGGAUACAGUACUGCUGCCCCAUACUGUUUCCUCUGAUGUUAGUCGGUCAUGUUCAGGGCUCUUCUUUCUCAGAUUGCCUACAGAUCUUGUUCUUUUUUUAUUUUCUUGUCUGGUUAAGUUUCCCCCCCACACAUGAUUAGGACAUUAUCUAUACAACCUGACUCUGAAUGCCAGUUAAUUUCUGUUCAAAUGCAUCCAGGUUGGUUUUGGACUUUAUAUGCCUGGCAUUGCCUUGGUUCUUUUACAAAAAAAAUGAAUGUCAGUAAUAAAUGAACCAUCCACUCUG
Molecule: messenger RNA, 5527 nt
Organism: Labrus mixtus (cuckoo wrasse)
Lineage: Eukaryota; Metazoa; Chordata; Actinopteri; Labriformes; Labridae
Product: RING finger protein 145-like
Exons: 12
Coding region: 227-2518 (763 amino acids)
Cellular component (GO): endomembrane system; endoplasmic reticulum
Molecular function (GO): ubiquitin protein ligase activity; zinc ion binding
Source: RefSeq, a predicted model, not a curated record